Molecule: messenger RNA, 1428 nt
Organism: Dovyalis caffra
Lineage: Eukaryota; Viridiplantae; Streptophyta; Magnoliopsida; Malpighiales; Salicaceae
Source: the annotation of a GenBank genome assembly
AUGGAUAAUUCAUCGAACUUUGACGAAAUUUCUGAUCCUGGUUAUCAACCUUCACCUUCUUCUUUGGAUCAAAAUGAUCAAUCAACAGUGGAAACUCCAGGGUACUCAACAAUGAGUGGUGAUUCUUUCAUGUUCGGCAGGACUUAUUCAGAGACCUCAGCCUUUUCUGAUCCCAUAGAUGAAAACAGCUAUUCAAGUGAACCUUCUCCUUCUCAUUGGCCAGUAACCAAAUCUGUAGCACAAAAUCAGGCUAUGCCUGGAAGACAAGCAAUGAAGCAACAGAAGCAAGAUGCGGAUGAUCAAGAAUCUGUUGACUUAGAACUUGAGAUGAUGAAAGAAAGAUUUUCAAAGCUUUUGCUCGGUGAAGACAUGUCAGGAGGUGGUCAAGGUGUCUGCACAGCUGUCACUAUAUCAAAUGCCAUAACAAAUCUCUACGCAACUGUGUUUGGGCAAAAUUUGAGAUUAGAGCCACUGAAACCUGAGAAGAAAUCGAUGUGGAAGAGAGAAAUGGACUGCCUGCUUUCUGUAUGUGAUUACAUAGUAGAAUUUAUCCCCAAGUCUCAGAAUUUACGAGAUGGAACAGCUCUUGAGGUGAUGGAAAGCAUACCAAGAUCAGAUAUUUACAUCAACCUUCCUGCAUUAAGAAAGCUUAACGCGAUGCUCAUAGAAGUACUGGAUAGUUUCAAAGAUACAGAAUUUUGGUAUGCAGAGCAAGGAAGCAUGUCAUCAAAUUCAACUCUUUCAGGCUCGUUUCGCAGAGUUAUUAUUCAGCGUAAAGAAGAGAAAUGGUGGGUGCCGGUUCCAUUUGUUCCUCCAGGUGGCCUCUCUGAGAAGUCGAGGAAGCUCUUGCGACACAAACGUGACUGUGCAAAUCAAAUCCACAAAGCUGCCAUGGCCAUUAAUGGUAGCAUUCUUGCUGAGAUGGAAAUUCCAGACACGUACAUGGCAUCUCUUCCAAAGAGUGGAAGAGCAAGUCUGGGGGACACAAUUUACCGUUACCUGUAUACAGCAGACAAAUUCUCCCCGGACCAUCUUCUCAACUGUCUCAACUUAGCAUCAGAACAUGAAGCUCUUGAGCUAGCAGACCGAGUCGAAGCUUCAAUGUACACAUGGAGACGCAAAGCAUGCCUAAGCCAUUCAAAAUCCUCUUGGGACAUGGUAAAAGAUCUCAUGUCUGACACUGAUCGAACAGAUAAAAAUCAUGAUCUAGCAGAAAGGGCCGAGACCUUGCUCUUUUGCUUGAAGCAGAGGUACCCUGAACUUUCACAGACAUCCUUGGACACUUGCAAAAUCCAGUACAAUCAGGAUGUGGGCCAAGCUAUCCUAGAGAGCUACUCGAGAGUUUUAGAAGGCUUAGCGUUCAACAUUGUUGCUUGGAUUGAAGAUGUUCUUUUCGUAGAUAAAUCUGUGAGAAGCCAAGACCAAUAG